Messenger RNA from Fulvia fulva, 1155 nucleotides. RefSeq names its product MAT+ sexual cell fertilization-promoting factor. NCBI's taxonomy places the organism in Eukaryota, Fungi, Ascomycota, Dothideomycetes, Mycosphaerellales, Mycosphaerellaceae. Gene Ontology annotation, molecular function: DNA-binding transcription factor activity, RNA polymerase II-specific; RNA polymerase II cis-regulatory region sequence-specific DNA binding. The transcript is spliced from 4 exons. The record is from RefSeq and is a predicted model, not a curated record. The coding region runs from base 1 to 1155 and encodes 384 amino acids. Gene Ontology annotation, biological process: cell differentiation; negative regulation of transcription by RNA polymerase II; anatomical structure morphogenesis.
AUGGCUACUCAGAUCACUUCCUACCCGCAACCGGCCUACGACGACGACUACUACAGGGUCCAGCGAGGGAUCCUCGCCGCAUGGCUCGGCGGCGCUAAGCAGAUAGCUGUGCCAAUCACUGACAUGCUCGUACUGGGUCCCGAGAGAUUUGAAGAGCUCAGGACGAACCUCGAGUUCCAGCUCAACACCGGGUUCGACUACCUCAUCGACACAUCUGCAAGCAUCAUCGGCCUCAAGCCUGUUUCGCCCAUGACGAGCCCCAUCUCUGCAAGCCAGCCCAGCACCAAUGCCGCUGCAUCCACGAAGAAGAGCGUGGCGAAGGUUGCACGCCCAAAGAACGCAUUCAUGAUCUACCGUCUCAACCACCACGCAAGCGUCUCAGCUGCGUACCCUGGAAUGCAUAACAAUGACAUCUCCAAGAUCAUCGGCAACAUGUGGUCUCGCGAGAGUCAAGCUGUCAAAGACGAGUACAAGCAGAGAGCUGAGGACGAGAAGCGCCAGCAUGCGAUCGCCCAUCCAGGCUACCAGUACCAGCCACGCAAGCCAUCCGAGAAGAAGAAGCGCAUGACCAAGAACAAGCUGGCCAAGCUUGCUGCAGUGUCCCGCAGCACCGACGCUACCACAGAUGCGACCACGGUCCCAGCCCAACAGAAUGAGCAGACCACCGUCGACACCUUCACACCGCCUUACCAGAACAACACUUCACAGCUCACCAUCCUCGAUGGCACACCUCUCGCCGCCUUCGAUGUCUUCCCUGGCUUCGCUGGUGACGAUGGACUUCACGACCAGCUGGAGCUGUUCAACUCCCAGCAGCCACAGCUGCCAGCGAAUGCAGGCAGCAUUGCGGUGGCUGCCGGUCCUCUCACCUCCGACGACUCAUGGCUGUGCCUGCCGGCUGAAGACAGUCUUCCUACGAACGAUGAUGGCGCUGAGGCGCAGGCCUUCGCCGAGUGGGCCUCCAAUCCUACCACCACUGGCGAGGGAGCUCGCACGCAGGACCCCUUCGCUGAGCAGUAUCGCCAAGAGCAGCUUGAUAAGGAGCUAGAGAACCUUGGUCUCUACUUCGACGUGGAGGGUGCCUCUGGCGCCCCUGGCGUCCCAGAUGGCUUCGCCCCCGCUGACAACUGGCAGCCACUCUAUACUGGCGAGGCUUGA